This is a messenger RNA of Enhydra lutris kenyoni (northern sea otter), 2912 nucleotides long. Its product is annotated as RAB39A, member RAS oncogene family. Lineage: Eukaryota; Metazoa; Chordata; Mammalia; Carnivora; Mustelidae. Bases 13 to 693 code for a protein of 226 amino acids. Gene Ontology annotation, biological process: Rab protein signal transduction. The transcript has 3 exons. The record is from RefSeq and is a predicted model, not a curated record. Gene Ontology annotation, molecular function: GTPase activity; GTP binding. Gene Ontology annotation, cellular component: Golgi membrane.
GGCACGUGAGCGAUGGAGACCAUCUGGAUCUACCAGUUCCGCCUCAUCGUGAUCGGGGACUCCACGGUGGGCAAGUCGUGCCUCCUGCACCGCUUCACGCAGGGCCGCUUCCCCGGGCUGCGCUCCCCCGCCUGCGACCCCACGGUCGGCGUGGACUUCUUCUCCCGCCUGCUGGAGAUCGAGCCGGGCAAGCGGAUCAAGCUGCAGCUGUGGGACACGGCGGGGCAGGAGCGCUUCAGAUCGAUAACACGAUCUUACUACCGCAACUCAGUUGGUGGGUUUUUGGUGUUUGACAUCACCAACAGACGAUCUUUCGAACACGUGAAAGAUUGGCUGGAGGAGGCAAAAAUGCACGUGCAGCCAUUUCGGAUUGUGUUUCUGCUGGUGGGGCACAAGUGUGACUUGGCUUCGCGACGUCAGGUGACGAGGGAAGAAGCCGAAAACCUGUCCGCAGACUGUGGCAGUGAAGCCCAGAAAAGAGUGCUUCUGCUGACUUCAGACGGGCCAAAGAACGGCGGUGGAGAGACGGGGUCAUCUCGGGAUAAGCACCAACAUCACGGUCACGAGAAAGAUUCCCGCCCGCCUCCACCCUCCUUUGGAAGGUAUUUAAUUCAGAUUGCUAUGCUUCCCUGCUACACUACCACACUGGGUAUUUUGCUCAGUUAUCAGGCAAAGCAGACAACUUUUUCUUGAAACUUGAGCAUCUACAGAAUUACUCCCAUUCCCACAUCGUUAGCGUAUUAGCUCACUUUAAUGUCCACGUAUAUCCAUAUUACUCAUUUUUCUUGACAAUUAGAAAUGAGUGUUUUGGGGGUAUACAGUCCGACCGGGAAGAUUGUAUCAGGCCUUGCAUUCUCAUGAGUUAAUUUGUUGAUAUGGAAUAGUAAAGUGGAUUUCAGCGUGCACUGUUGGCUUACGAAGUAAACGAUCUCAGAUGUGUCAUCAGCUGGGACUAAAAUAACACUUCCUUGUAUAAGGUGCCGCGUUUUUAACCAUUCUGUGAAAUGUUUAUCCUCCCUUAAUUUGCCUGAACAUAACAAAAUAAGUUUUAUACUCUUUUUUGUUCUCUUAUUUACUGCUCCUCAUAAUCUUAUGUUUUAUAAAGAUAUCUAAGGAUCCAAGCAGAAUAUUUUAUUGCAAAUAUUCAUAAAAAUAAAACGAAGGACUGUUCAUCAGCUUAUGUUUUAAUGUUAUAGUAUAUUGUCCUUGUUUAGAUAAGAAAAACAAAUUUAUUUAUGUACAGGCAUUUUCAAAGAAAGUAAAUGCAGCUUGCCAUGAACUAUUGUUAAAACUAUUGAUAUAAGUAAAUAUGGAAGGUUUUUAGAGAUCGCUUUGCUGUCCACAUAAGUUUCUGAAUUUCCCUAUUUCUGGUACAAGAUAAUUAUACGAAAUAUUUCUGGACAAAGAAGAUUGGUUAGAUGUUUGAAUUUAGCAUUCAAAUUGCAUUUCAGUAAAAUUAAAGAUAAAAUAAUGAGUUAGGGCUGCAAAAUGACUUCAGAGUUUUCUAAUUUUUAAUUUAUUGAUUAAAUUCUCCUCCUGAAGGGACAUUGUGAUCACAAACUCAUAUUUUAUAACCUACAUUUCCAUUCUCUUAACCAUCCCUCAUCACAGAGGGGCAUCAAAAGCAGCCCCCUUCCUGAAAUCAUGGUUUUACUGUUAAAAUAGUAUCUCCAUUUGUUUGAAAACCAAAGUGAUAUGAUGGAAAGAAUAUUUAACGAAAAACCAGAAAACCUGGGUCCUAAGCUUGCCGUUUCUGUACCAGUACUUGGGCAUGAGUGAGUCGCUUAACCUCACUGCAUGUCAGUGCUCUCCACUGUAAAAUGAGGCUAAUAAGCCCAUUUGUUUUGCUUCAUGGGAUUAUUUUGAGAAUCAAGUGCAUCGUGUGAAUAGCUCCAUAAAGAAAAAGCAUUUUGCAAAGAUGAGCCUGGUAUCAGCUCCUCCUGGGCAUACUAUUAUUAUAUGUACAAUGGUUGAGAAUUUUGUUUUCUCAUGUUCUUUCCUUUCGUCCCCACAUUCUGCAGAGGGAGCAGAAGAAGGUGCAUAAUUUUGUGGACCUGGGGGACCUCUCUUGGUUUCGUGUAUGCCCUCCGCCCUCUUGCUCUGAAACACCGCUCCUCCACUGUGGAAAUAAUAGGGAGGGAAAUCCCAGGAGACUUAAUUCAAUCAGAAGUCAUGUUUGAAUGUGGGUUUUGUGCAUCUUUGAAGUAGGUAUUUAAUUAUAUUUUAAAUACUUGCACAUUUUCUAGGUUUGUGGAAGUAUUUCUAGUAGUGCUUAUGGAAAGAAGAAUAUAAAUUAUAACAUCACUGUAAUAUCGUGAAGAGUUCUAUUGUCAACAUUUUCUUGAUAUCCUUGUAUUAAUUUCACUCGAGGGAGUUCAAACUGUAAUUGAUCAGAUGAGAAGAGCUGUCCCCCAAACCUGAAGUCAUCUAUUUUCACUGCGGCAGUUGUAAAUCUCGGAAACUGAGUAUCUAGCAACAAUUUAAAGUACAGGGCCCCUGUGCCUACUUGUAAAGCUAAACUAUAAAAUAUGACUUAACUUUCAGUGGAUGCCCUUUAUAAGACUAACAUUAGGGUAAGACUAAUAAUCAGCCUGGAGGGUACGAUGUGUUCCAAGAUUUAGAAUAGAACCACAGAGUCAGAAGAAAGAAAUGGAAGUGCAGGGCCCCCCAAAAUUGAUACUUCACCAAGGUCACACAAAAGCAGAAGCAAGCUAGAACUCUGCCUGGUCGGGGUUCCUUCCGUAUCUCUGCUGUGUCAGGGGUGUGUGCACGUGUGUCCAUGUGUGGCAAAGCAAAGCGAAAAUAUGAUCUAGCUGAAUCUACAAAAUACUAAAACUGGGCCAUAACAAUCUGAACUUAUAGAAGAGUUGUUUGUGGUGUACCAAUACUAAAAUGAACAGUAACUACAAAGA